Messenger RNA from Opisthocomus hoazin, 3071 nucleotides. NCBI's taxonomy places the organism in Eukaryota, Metazoa, Chordata, Aves, Opisthocomiformes, Opisthocomidae. The record is from RefSeq and is a predicted model, not a curated record.
AUGACUGAGGUGGUGUUGGUUUCCUAUGUGAUUAGAGAUGAAGUGGAGAAGUAUAAUCGAAAUGGGGUAAAUGCACUUCAGCUGGAUCCAGCAUUAAACAGACUCUUCACAGCAGGCCGAGACUCCAUUAUAAGGAUAUGGAGUGUCAAUCAGCACAAGCAAGACCCUUAUAUAGCAUCUAUGGAACAUCACACAGAUUGGGUAAAUGAUAUUGUGCUCUGCUGCAGUGGUAAAACAUUGAUAUCUGCUUCUUCAGAUACUACUGUUAAAGUGUGGAAUGCACAUAAGGGAUUUUGCAUGUCAACGCUAAGGACACAUAAGGAUUAUGUGAAAGCCUUAGCGUAUGCAAAAGAUAAAGAACUGGUAGCAUCUGCUGGACUGGACAGACAGAUAUUCCUCUGGGAUGUGAAUACUCUAACAGCACUGACUGCCUCAAAUAACACCGUAACAACUUCUUCCCUGAGUGGGAACAAAGAUUCUAUCUACAGCCUCGCAAUGAAUCAAAUGGGAACAGUUAUUGUAUCGGGGUCCACUGAAAAGGUUCUAAGGGUGUGGGAUCCGAGAACUUGUGCAAAACUAAUGAAACUCAAAGGGCACACGGACAAUGUAAAAGCUUUGUUGUUGAACAGAGAUGGCACCCAGUGUCUUUCAGGCAGCUCUGAUGGGACUAUCCGCCUGUGGUCCCUUGGGCAGCAGAGAUGUAUAGCCACAUACCGAGUCCAUGAUGAAGGUGUUUGGGCUCUGCAGGUCAAUGAAGCCUUCACUCAUGUUUACUCAGGAGGAAGAGACAGGAAGAUUUAUUGUACAGAUUUACGAAAUCCUGAUAUCCGUGUGCUUAUCUGUGAAGAAAAGGCACCAGUUCUUAAGAUGGAACUUGAUAGAUCAGCUGAUCCUCCUCCAGCACUUUGGGUUGCAACAACUAAAUCCUCUGUCAAUAAAUGGACUUUGAAGGGAAUUCAUAAUUUUAGAGCAUCUGGAGAUUAUGAUAAUGAUUGUACCAAUCCUAUACCACCCCUGUGCACACAGCCUGACCAAGUUAUAAAAGGGGGUGCUAGUAUUAUUCAGUGCCACAUUCUUAAUGACAAGAGACACAUAUUAACCAAAGACACAAAUAAUAACGUGGCAUACUGGGAUGUCUUGAAGGCAUGUAAAGUUGAAGAUCUUGGGAAAGUAGAUUUUGAAGAAGAAAUUAAGAAGAGAUUUAAAAUGGUGUAUGUGCCAAACUGGUUCUCAGUAGACUUGAAAACUGGGAUGUUGACAAUUACUCUGGAUGAAAGUGACUGCUUUGCAGCGUGGGUUUCAGCAAAGGAUGCUGGAUUUAGCAGUCCAGAUGGUUCUGAUCCAAAAUUAAACCUGGGAGGGCUUCUGCUACAAGCACUUCUGGAGUAUUGGCCUAGAACACAUAUCAAUCCAAUGGAUGAAGAAGAAAAUGAAAUAAAUCAUGUGAAUGGUGAACAGGAGAACAGAGUCCAGAAAGGAAAUGGAUACUUCCAAGUGCCACCACAUACACCAGUUAUUUUUGGUGAGGCUGGAGGACGCACUUUGUUCAGGUUAUUAUGUCGGGAUUCAGGUGGUGAAACAGAAUCUAUGCUUCUUAAUGAAACUGUGCCACAAUGGGUAAUUGACAUCACUGUGGAUAAAAAUAUGCCCAAAUUCAAUAAGAUUCCCUUCUACCUCCAACCUCAUUCAUCAUCAGGGGCAAAAACUCUAAAAAAAGACCGACUGUCAGCGAGUGAUAUGCUUCAGGUGAGGAAAGUGAUGGAACAUGUGUAUGAGAAAAUCAUAAACUUGGAUAAUGAGUCUCAGACAACUAGCUCUUCCAAUAAUGAAAAAGCAGGAGAACAAGAAAAAGAGGAGGACAUUGCUGUGCUAGCAGAGGAGAAGAUUGAACUUCUGUGCCAGGACCAGGUUUUAGAUCCGAAUAUGGACCUUCGAACUGUAAAGCACUUCAUUUGGAAGAGUGGUGGUGAUCUGACACUUCAUUAUCGCCAGAAGUCAACGUGAAGGGAGUGGUGGACCCCCAUGGUUACUUAUUUACUUGACCAUACUGUACUGGUUCCAGGAGUAGUACUAUAGAAGCCCACUGAACCCCUAAGGUAGAUGAGACUUCUAAUGACUCAGUAUGGACGGAAAGUAUACAUUUAAUUGAAGUGACUAAUAGAUCUGUAAUAUAGAGGAAAAAAUCUAUAUGAUUUAAACUAAAGUCUGUCCUAGUCUCAGCCAAAUGAGAUGGGAAGUCCCUGAGUGGUUCGUGUUGUGUGAGAUGUACAGAAAAUGGAUGAUUAUCCAGUGCAGACUUUUGCUUCCUUCUUUUUGCUUUUGUUUUUACAGAACGUAAUAUCCUCAUCUGCUCAUGCUCGAUACGAAAUUGUUUUGGCCAUAUUAGUCGCUGUGCUCACAAUAUAAUUCAGAGCCGCACACAAGGUAUUUUUAGUACAUUCCAUUCAUGAAGUUCCUACAGUGAUUUCUCAGAGGUUACUCAAACAUUUCUACCAGCUAAAGAAAUUUGGAAAAGAAAACCAACAGAAAAUAGUUAUUGCAUACUUCAAAGAAUCGGCCCAUUUAAUUGCAAAUGAAGGGUUAACAUGAGACUUGUUUUACUACUGCAACUCAAUUGUUGCUUUAGAGAGCUGUUGACGUGCAGAAUAAGAACACUAGAUAAAUAUUGUAGCAGGGUCAGUCCAAUGAUGCUGUGCAUCAUAAUAGAGUGAACAUGCUUUCCAGCAACUUAGAGUUGGGUUUUUAUUAAUAUAUGUAACUACUUCCUGCACUGUGUCCUAGGUGUUCUAAAGACACACUAGUCUAAUUUUUGGUAACUGUGCUCCAAAACUAUGUGACAUUUUGUUGAAACUUCAGACCAUUCUGAAAAUAACUUCAUAUGUUUCAUGUUAAACUUUAGAAACUUCUCAGCAGAAUUCAUAUUCAUGAUAUAAAAUUACUUAUUCUUCUUUUCUGAAAUUUUAUAUGCAGUUGUUCUUUUGUUAGAUUUAUGCAGAUCUUCUUUUCACUGUUAUUUCUAAAAAUCUGUGACUGUCAUAGACUCAUAGUAGUCUUUUAUAGAAUUUAACUUA